This is a messenger RNA of Boleophthalmus pectinirostris (great blue-spotted mudskipper), 1194 nucleotides long. RefSeq lists its product as uncharacterized. Bases 231 to 860 code for a protein of 209 amino acids. NCBI's taxonomy places the organism in Eukaryota, Metazoa, Chordata, Actinopteri, Gobiiformes, Gobiidae. The record is from RefSeq and is a predicted model, not a curated record. The transcript is spliced from 6 exons.
GAAUGGAGUUAGUGGAUAUUCGGUGGCAAAAUGACCCGCGUGCUUUUAUUUUGCCUCUUAUACACUUUUUUUGCCUAUGCCGUAUGCCCCUUGUCAAUGUUAUCGGGAGUAUUUAAAUUUUUCUACCGAUUGUUUUGGCGCUAGUUGUUGUUAGCCAUUUGCUAGUUUGGUCUGCUUUCACAUGCCCAUGCGUCUCCAUCACUUUUUCUGUGUGUCUGUAACUUCUCUCAAUGGCACUAAGGAAAGAAGUAUUUCAAGCUAAAGUUCUCCAGAAGCUCUAUCCCGCUGCACCUGCUCAACAGAGGGACUCCAGCAGUGCACCACUCCAUACAAAUGUUUUGUCCAAGAAACCUACAGUCAAAAAAAUCCCUCCAGGAAAUUCUAGUGCAGGAAGCACUAGCACUCCUGCCAAGCGCUUAUAUACAGUCCUACCUCCUCCAGCAGACUACAAGACAGAUGCAGAGAAAUCUGUCACACACUCUGCGCCUGAAACCCUAAAGAAUACUGAAGACCCAGCUGAAAAGAGUGAAGAUGAAAGCAGCAAUGAGACAGACCAGGGAAAGGAUCCUGAGGAGAAAAAGAGGAGAAGAAGGCGAAAGAAGCGGAAAGAUCAUAUGCCUCCCCUGAACCAAACAGCUGUGAACGAGGGAGAGGAGCGAAUGAAUAAAAAUAAAAAGAGGAAGCUGAAGAAGAAAAGACACAAGGAAAAGCUGCUCUCCAUGGGUCUGGUGCCACGAGCUGCUGCCGUGGAGUUCACAUACCAGAGAGAGGGACAGAGGCCGGAGGAGGGUGAGGAGGACAGGGAGGAGGGGAGCAGCCAAGUGAACCAACCUGGACAGGACUGCAGAGGAACUCCAUAAGAGAAGUGCAGCUUUUUAUGGCUCAGCGAUCUCUUCUCUGGAAAGUAGACCUCUGUCCUGAAACCACCCCAUGUACUUAGAACAGGAAUUUAUUUCAAAGACCCAAGUGGACUGGCACAAGCACCUGAGGACUUUUUGACCAGCCUCACCCUGCCUGCUGAUUAAACUGGCCUCUUCUCAUUAACCCACACUGGAUGAUGGCAUAUCAUUAUCUAUCUUCUACUAACUAAAAAGAUGUAUGUUCAAGAGACUCUGAAUCAAGAAAACUCUGAAUCAAAAGAACUGUGUGAAAAACAUGAAUUAAAAAGUGUCCUAUUUUCACUUUUUACAUAAA